AUGUUGAGGAGGGUGCGGCUUUUACGUCAAGUUCGUCUCAAUUCAAAUGUUCCGGGACGGCCAAAUGAAUCGGGAGAUUUGGAAAAGAUCCCAAAGCACUCAAAUGUAAGCUCAUCUGGCUCCAUCCCUCCAAUAAAGACGAGCAUAUCCAAUAUGCUAGCGAAAAAGAAAGUGGAGUAUAACCCCGAGGACAACAAAGAGGGUGUCACAUACGAGUUUCAUGCUCCCCAAUCACCAUUGGAGGUCCGCAGCGAGCAGAUUCGUAAGUCUCAUCAAGCAUCAAAAUGGAGGAAAAUGCUUCCCUCCUUGGCUGUCGGAGGUGCUCUGAUCUGGGGUUUCUAUGCAUACAACUAUUUCACCGCCGACAAGAAGGAAGCCAUUCCAGACCUACUUCUGCCCGACCGAUUUUUGCCUUAUCUGGUGUCUUUCAAGUACCAAGUCGAUCAGGAUCAUUAUUUAAUUGAGCUCACAAGGAAAAAUAGAGGAAGCAUAUUGGCUCCCCAUCAACAACUGUUCGAUGGAAAAAGAAUAUGGAGUGUUGAGAUCAAGCAACCUGAGAUCAACAUUGUGCGCAACUAUACACCAUUGCCUCUGUAUGUUGCGGGAAUCGAUCCUGACACACAGGAGCCUCAUCUGCGACUAGUCACCAAACCAGAGGAGGAAGGUAAAUUUGUACUUUUGGUCAAGCGAUACGAUAGUGGUGAAUUUUCGCGCUGGUUGACGAGCCGCAAGCUGCUAGACGAGGUGGAAUUGCGCGGCCCAGUUGUGGAGUAUAAGGUCCCGUACCACCCAUUGGAUAAAUUCCCUGCAAGGCCUCAAUUGCAACCACUGUUGUCAAAAAUCCAGCCUGACCCUGAGUAUCCUGAAAAUAUCCCAAAGCCGGAGACGUGGGCGUUCUAUGCGGCAGGAACUGGCGUUUUGCCUCUACUCCAGAUGCUAUACUCGCCAAACCCACCGAAGGGCUUCAUCAAUGCCUAUGUUUCGCUGCGCAAGGAGUCUAAUCUUCCAAGCCAGCUGAAGACGCUCAACUAUUUUGCUGAAAAGUGCGGACGUGCUAAGUUUACCUAUCUUAUAAGUGACAACGGAGACAGGCUAGAGGCCAAGCAUGUGUCGAGGCCCCAGCUCCCGAAUUUCUCAGGCCUGAUGGAUGUGAAAAUCAGCGAAGAAGUUUAUAGACAGAAGCUGCUUGCACAGAAAAGACAAGAAGUUAAGAACCAAAUCCAGGGAGCGAGGAUCGAAGAACGUCCAUUGCAGGAAGAGGACGUUAUUCCAAAGCUGGAUAUCCGGCUACAGCCCCAGAACGCAUUCCAGCAGUUUAGUUUCUUCAGGAAACAGCCACCGCAAGUGUACCCGUCGUUUGCAUUUAUUUGCGGGCCUGAGGGUUUUAUCAGUUAUGUGAGUGGCCGCCCGAACCUCAACAAUCUAGAACAAAAAGACACAGGAGACCUUAGCGGCCUGCUUAAAGACAAAGGCUGGACAUUAAGUAACAUUAAAAGGCUUAUUUAG
Ogataea parapolymorpha DL-1 is the source of this 1506-nucleotide messenger RNA. RefSeq lists its product as hypothetical. The record is from RefSeq and is a predicted model, not a curated record. The coding region runs from base 1 to 1506 and encodes 501 amino acids. Lineage: Eukaryota; Fungi; Ascomycota; Pichiomycetes; Pichiales; Pichiaceae. The transcript has a single exon. Gene Ontology annotation, molecular function: oxidoreductase activity.